Molecule: messenger RNA, 1581 nt
Organism: Sinocyclocheilus rhinocerous
Lineage: Eukaryota; Metazoa; Chordata; Actinopteri; Cypriniformes; Cyprinidae
Product: leucine-rich repeat-containing protein 15-like
Exons: 4
Coding region: 225-1313 (362 amino acids)
Molecular function (GO): protein binding
Source: RefSeq, a predicted model, not a curated record
GCCAGGUUCACUCUCUUGUCCUCUUUAAAGAUCCAUUCAGGAAAACCCAAAAAGGCUGGAGAGAUGGCGGGAUGGAAUGAUGGAGCGAUGAAGGGAGGGAGAGCGAGGUUCACAGGAUUGAGUCGAGCUGCCCCUGUACAAUAGCGUUUCCCUCCCGGCUGCAAACACACAGCGUCUGCUGUACAGACACAUGCACACACUCCCCACCUGCGGCUGCUCCUCUGAUGACAGACACCAAACUCAGAACCUCCAGGAUGCAUCUGUUGUUCGUGCUUCCCUUGGUGCUCGAGGUCCAGUCCAUCUCCAAGAGCCACAACUUCACCUACGACUGCACCUGCCACCUGGAGCUCAAAAUCGCCAACUGCACCAGCAGCAAUUUCACCCACCUGCCCGCCGCCCUUCCACCCUUCACCGAACAACUGGACCUGUCCCUCAACCACCUGAGUGCCAUCCGGCCCCGAGCCUUCCACAGCACACGAAGACUUCGCAUCCUGCUCCUGAACGACAAUGUGAUUGCUGUGCUAGCUGACGGAGCGUUCUCUCUUCUGGAAGGACUGUUGAGGUUGGACCUGAGCCGAAACCGAAUCUCAUUCCUGAGUGAAGGAUUUUCGCAGGGUCUCGGUUCCCUUCGAGAUCUGUCACUGGCGGAGAACCGAUUGACCAGCUUGGACAGCAGUUUUUUCGUCCACUUUGACGCCCUCCAAAGACUCAACCUCAGACAUAAUGCUAUCGAGACCAUCAAGAUGAGGGCGUUUGUGUCCAUGAGUACCCUACGCCAGCUACAACUCAACUCUAACAAUUUAACGGUUCUCAAAAAUGGCAUCUUCUCCAUGCUACGAAACCUCGAAGUCUUGAAUUUACAUCACAACCAGAUACACUACUUGGACGUCGGCGUGCUUUCGCCAUUGACCAGUCUCGCUCUACUGGACCUCACCAACAACAACCUCUCCACGAUUCAGUUCAAGACCUUCCUGAGUCUCAACACGUACAGCACUCACAUAAUGCUCCAAGGAAACCCGUGGAAUUGCGACUGCGAUCUGCAGCGAGUCUUCCGGAAGCUCUGCAACGUCAAGCGGCUCUUCCUGGACGACUACGAUAACCUCACAUGCGUGAAUUUGGACGAAAGUCACAGGAACUACACGAUGAAAGAGGAGUUCUGCGUUGCAGAGAUGGUUACUGUCCUGGUCAUCACCAUCACGGUGGUCAUCACUGUUGUGGCUGCCAUCGUCAUGGCAGAGAAGAAAAGGAAAACAAAGAACAAAGAAAAGCAUUGGACGGAAGUCGGCGAGUUGUCGUGCGCAUCGCAAGACUGAACCAAUGCAGAUAAUGUAAAAAGGAACAUUAAACUUGCAUUAUACUUGUAUGAUAUUAUGCUUUAGGUUGUCAAAUUCAGGGCUUCUGCAAAUUUCAUGAAGGUACAUUUUUAAGACCAAGUUAAAAAAUUUAAGGAAUAAAUUGAAUGGAACACAAUACGUCGACAUAGUCCCUAAAUGUAAAUGUCUUGUAUUCGUAAUACUUCAAAGUUUGGAAAUACAAUUUCCAACAGACCUCCACUGCUUUUUAUUUCUAUUGUUUUUUUUC